Molecule: messenger RNA, 459 nt
Organism: Entrophospora sp. SA101
Lineage: Eukaryota; Fungi; Glomeromycota; Glomeromycetes; Entrophosporales; Entrophosporaceae
Source: the annotation of a GenBank genome assembly
AUGAACAAUCUUCGUCGUCAAAGAAAGCCAACGGUCGGUGACCUGUUUUGUGGUGCUGGUGGUUUAUCAUUAGGAGCUGCGUAUGCAGGAUUUAAUGUGAAAUGGGCUGUUGAUAAAGAUUUGGACUCGACUGUAACAUUCCAUCGUAACCAUCCAAACACCAUAUGUUAUAAUAUGGAUGUUUCAGAAUUUAUUUUCGACAAUAUGGAACUUCCAAGACAUAGUGUUGACGUAUUACUUGCUGCACCACCAUGCCAAGGAUUUUCCUUUGCAAACACCAGAGGUAAUUCAAUUGACAUGGGCGAAUUGAAUAUAUUAACAUUGAACGUGCCUGAAGCAAUUGUGAAAUUACGUCCAAAAGUUUUGGUAUUUGAGAAUGUUAAGGGUUUUUAUUAUCGAGGAGGAGAAAGUGAUACGAUGCUUAAAUUAUUUUUAAAUAGUUUAAGAGACGUUGGGUAA